ACCCUACAGCAACUCCACAGCGUAAAUCUGCGUUGUUGUAGAUACAUCAUGAAUAUGGCGCGCCCAAGCAAAGCUGGCCGUUACGGUUUUCUUUCCCGCACCCUGGAACUCGAGGCAUCAGAAUAAUGUACAGUAGCUGUCUGUCCAAUGUCUGUCAAUGGGGUACGUGGCACGCGACCCCUCCAUAUCGAAUUACCUUACUCCGAUAACUCCACUGCACUCAUUUUAUCGAUCGCCCACCACCGUGCGUGUUUGAUUGUUGCGAGGUUUGCAGGCGAAGAGGCUUGGAUCCUUCCUCAGCUACGAUGAGUUCAACGUCCUCAGUUUCGUCGAUCGACAGGACGCCUCCAUCAGAUAUCGAGCUUAUAUUUCUGGGAACAGGAAGCUCGUCAUCUGUACCUCAUCUUGACUGCUUAACGGCGCCUUCAGAUAGAAAACCUUGCAAGACGUGUCUCUCCACUCUGACCCAAGAGGGGAAAAAAAACAUUCGCCGGAAUACCUCUGUUGUGGUUCGCUUUACUGGCAAAGAUCAGAAGAAAGUGACAGUCGUCAUUGAUGUAGGCAAGACCUUCCAAGCAGCAGCUAUGGAAUGGUUCCCGAAGUACGGCCUUCGGGAGAUUGAUGCCGUACUUAUAACUCACGCUCACGCAGACGCCAUGAAUGGACUAGAUGAUUUGCGAGGAUGGACACUUGGGGCCGCUAUUCAACAACACAUCGAUGUGUAUGUCUCCGGUAACACUUUCCGCGAAGUAGAGAGGGCUUUCCCCUAUCUGGUUUCAAAAGAAUUUGCUUCGGGAGGUGGUGAUGUUCCAGAAUUUAAAUGGCACAUUAUAGAAGAUAAAGUGCGUUUCGAAAUCAAGGAUACUGGGGUUUGGAUCACCCCGUUUCUAGUGCAACAUGGUAGACUAUUCACCAGCCCGGCGACAUUUGCCGCACCUUCCCCAUGUACGACUCAGCCCACAACUCCAAUCGUUUCAGGACGAUCCUCGCCGAGAGUGGGCGAAACUUCGCUGCCGAAGGUCCAACCCUUUUGGUGUUUCGGCUUCGUAAUUCAGAAUGCAAUUGUCUACAUGUCCGACGUGUCACGUAUACCACAAGAUGCAUGGGAACUCAUUGAAUCUGGGCAGAGGAAAUCGGUGUUGGUGAUUGAUUGUCUGAGACUCCGUCCACACACGUCGCACAUGGGGAUUCGGGACGCGGCUGCAGCGAUUAAAAGACUGGCUGCGGAGAGAAGCUAUCUGAUAGGUUUUAGCCAUGAUCUCCACCACGAGGAGUGGGUGACCGUCACCGAGGCUGCUGGGAAUGAUGCAAUCGGCUUGUCAGGCAAGAGCCGGCCGGUCCGUGAGGGAGUUGCAAUGAUCUUGGAGGAGAAGGUAAGCGGAUGUUGGGUACGACCAACUCAUGAUGGACUCAGAGUGUUGGUGUCGAGCGAUGGAUCCAUACGAGACGAGACGUAUGAUUAGACCGCCAUACCUUCCUACUUUCCACUUUCCCAAUUAAUAAGUUGUCAUUAGUAAACAAGUACGUGACGUCGGCUGCACGUGACGCU
Molecule: messenger RNA, 1549 nt
Organism: Pisolithus orientalis
Lineage: Eukaryota; Fungi; Basidiomycota; Agaricomycetes; Boletales; Pisolithaceae
Product: beta-lactamase-like protein
Exons: 6
Coding region: 306-1463 (385 amino acids)
Source: RefSeq, a predicted model, not a curated record